Molecule: messenger RNA, 4643 nt
Organism: Nycticebus coucang (slow loris)
Lineage: Eukaryota; Metazoa; Chordata; Mammalia; Primates; Lorisidae
Gene: ANKDD1A
Product: ankyrin repeat and death domain containing 1A
Exons: 15
Coding region: 46-1566 (506 amino acids)
Biological process (GO): signal transduction
Molecular function (GO): protein binding
Source: RefSeq, a predicted model, not a curated record
CUCGUGCCCGGGCACCAGCGCGCGCGGGGGCAGCGCAGCGCCGGAAUGGAGGAGGAGCAGGCGUUGGAGACGGAUGGCUUGCUCCCUCUGGAGAGGCAGCUCCACGAGGCCGCCCGCCGGAACAACAUCGGGAGGAUGCAGGAGCUGAUCGGGAGGAGGGUUAACAUCAGGGCCAGAAGCCACGUAGGCAGGGUGGCCCUGCACUGGGCUGCAGGUGCAGGGCAUGAGCAGGCAGUGCGGCUGCUCCUGGACCACGAGGCUGCUGUGGACGAAGAGGAUAUGUUUGGGAUGAAUGCGCUUCUCCUGUCUGCCUGGUUUGGCCACUUGCGGAUCCUCCAGAUUCUGGUCAGUUCCGGGGCCAAGAUCCACUGUGAGAACAAGGAUGGCCUGACCUUACUGCACUGUGCAGCCCAAAAAGGCCACGUGCCAGUGUUGGAGUUCAUAAUGGAGGACCUGGAGGAUGUGAACCUGGACCACACAGACAAGCUGGGAAGGACUGCAUUUCACAGGGCAGCUGAGCAUGGGCAGCUGGAUGCUCUGGACUUCCUCAUGGGCUCUGGCUGUGACCACAGUGUCAAAGACAAGGAGGGGAACACAGCUCUUCACCUGGCUGCUGGCCGGGGCCACGUGGCUGUGCUGCAGCAACUGGUGGACAUCGGGCUGGAGCUGGAGGAGCAGAAUGCAGAAGGCCUGACCGCCCUCCACGCGGCUGCUGAAGGGACCCACCUUGACUGUGUUCAGCUCCUCCUCAGGGCUGGGAGCGACGUGAAUGCCCUCACCCAGAAAAAGCUGAGCUGUCUCCACUAUGCGGUCCUCGGUGGCUCUGAGGACCUGUGUCGGGCCCUCAUCCUCGCAGGCGGCUGCACCAACGUGGCGAAUCAUCAGGGCACUUCUCCUCUGCACCUUGCUGUGAGGCACAACUUUCCUGCCUUGGUCCAGCUCUUCAUCAAUGCCCGCAGUGACUUGGAUGCCACUGACAAUAGGCAGCAGACACCCCUUCACUUGGCCGCCGAGCAUGCCUGGCAGGACAUAGCAGAGAUGCUGCUUGUGGCCGGGGUGGAUUUAACCCUGAGGGAUAAGCAAGGAAAAAGUGUCCUGGCAGUGGCCGCCCGCAGCAACCAUGUCAGCCUGGUGGACAUGAUCAUAAAAGCUGACCGUUUCUACAGGUGGGAGAAGGACCACCUUUCAUGCAGGGACCCCUCUGGGAAGAGCUUGACCUUUAAGCAGGACCAUCGGCAGGAAACACAGCACCUCCGCUCUGUGCUGUGGCAACUGGCCUCCAACUAUCUGCGGCCCCAUGAAUGGAAGAAGCUCGCGUAUUACUGGGAGUUCACUGAGACCCAUGUUUAUGCCAUUGAGCAACAGUGGACAGGCACCCGGAGCUACCAGGAGCAUGGCCACCGGAUGCUACUCAUUUGGCUGCACGGUGUGGCCACAGCUGGGGAGAACCCCAGCAAAGCGCUGUUCGAGGGCCUAGUGACCAUUGGCAGAAGGGACCUGGCUGAGAGCAUCAGGAAGAAAGUAAAUGCGGAGCCAGCUGCCCCCAGGAGGUGCACAGCCAUGUGACUGGAAAAGUCUAGACCUUCAGGCAUAUGGGACCUUGGAGUCAGGGACAUCCUGGACAGAAGAUGACCACCAUUUAAGGGCUUUAAAAAAAAAUCACUGUUAACUAACUAACUCUGCGUAGUCAUGCAGAGACCAGUAGGCAAAUAUUUGCACAGUAAUCUUCUCUACAAGGACUAGUCCAGGGCCUGUUGUGGGUUUUGUGGGUAACCUCACUUCACUUUCACCUCCAUCAUCUUGAGCCUCAUAGCCAUCCCUGGAAGCAAGGGGCAUCUUUACAGGUAGGACACUCAGGCUCAGGGAGGAGAAGCAGCUUGUCCAGGUUGAACUGCUAAUUGGGUGGCGGGGUCAGGUGCUAUAGUCAGCAUUCCUCCCACUAUGAUCUGAGGAGUGGGCUCUGUGCAUCACUUACAAGGGGACUGCCCUUAACCCACCCACUGGAUUUAAAGAAUUCGAUGCUUGGGGCGGCACCUGUGACUCAAAGGAGUAGGGCACUGGGCCCAUAUACCGGAGGUGGUGGGUUCAAACCCAGCCCCGGCCAAAAAAAAAAAAAAAAAACCUGCAAAAAAAAAAAAUAAUAAUUCCAUGCUUACUCCAUAAACCUUUUAUUUACAAGCUUAUCUGUACACUUUGACAGUUCCAGGAGGUACACACUCUCAUUUUUCCCUUGUUUUAUAAUUUUUAAGUUAAACUUUUUAUUUUGAAAUCAUUUCAGACAUACAAAAAAAUUGCAGCAACAUCACGAAGCAUUUUCAAACAUGUAGUACUCUUCACAUAGCUUCCCUAAAUAUUAACAUCUUAUGUAACUAAAGUAUAAGUUAUUUAUUUUUUUUGAGUCAGGGUCUUACUCUGUCAUUCUGGGUAGAGUGCUAUGACAUCAUAGCUCACAGCAACCUCAAACGCUUGGGCUCAAGUGAUAUUCUUGCCUCAGUCUCCCAAGUAGCUGAGACUAUAGGUGCCCAGCACAACCCCCAGCCAGUUUUUUAUUUUUAGUAAAGGUAGGGUCUCGAUCUUGCUGAGGCUAGUCUUGAACUCCUGAGCUCAAGCAAUCCACCCAGCUUGCCCUCCCAGAGUGCUAGGAUUACAGGCCACCUAGCAUAUAAUUAUAUGAUCCUACAUAUAAUUUUCAAACCCAGGAAAUUGUCCUACUGAUACCAUUAACUAAUCUUCAGAUCUUAUUCAAAUUUUAUCACUUGAGCUAUCCAUGUCCUUUUUUUAGAACCAGAUCCAGUCCAAGAUCAAAAUUGCGUCUAUUGUCAUGUUUCUCUUUCUUGUUUUUUUUUGAGACAGAGUCUUACUGGAUAGAGUACUGUGGCAUCAUUGUAGCUCACAGUAUCCACAAACUCCUGGGCUUAAGCCAUCCUUCUACCUCAGCCUCCCGAGUAGCUGAGAUUAUAGGCACCUAACACAACACCUGGUUAAUUUUUCUACUUUUAGUAGAGACAGGGUCUUGCUAUUGCUCAGUCUGGUUUUGAACUCCUGAGCUCAAGUGAUUCACUGGCUCCAGCCUCUCAGAGUGCUAGGAUAACAGGCAUGAGCCACCGUGUGGGCCACUGUGUCCGGCCCAUUUUUCUCAUUUUCAAAAGCCCUGUACGAAGGGACACCUCUCUGGAGCAGCACCAUCCCAUAGAGCUCGCUGUACCAGUGGGAGCUUUCCAUUUUCUGCACUGUCCAGUAGAGUAGCCAUUAGCCACCUACAGCUAGUGAGCAUUUGAAAUGUGGCUAGAGGGACUGAGAAACUAAAAUUUAAUUUUAUUAAAUCUUAUUUUAAAUUUCAGUUGGCAUCUGUGGCAAGUGGCAAUUGCAUUGGAUGGCGCUUGGCUUUUAGUGCCAGGCAAGCACAGCUUAUUGUGGGGCUCGUCCAUAUUAGCAGGAGGCUGUAUUUCCAGGGAAAUGUGACUCUGGAAGCUUCAUGGUUUCCCAGAAUGUGGGGAAUGUACUGGAGAUGCAGGAUAGCCUAGAAGUUCUGUCUGGACACUUUCUAAAUUGAGCUUUCCUGCAUGUGGCCCAUUUAGGAGCCCACAUCUUAGAAAAGCUCCCCUCAAAGCUCUCCACUGGGCCUGAGACUAGAAUUCCUGAGGUGGAAUUAAAACUGUAAGAGAGGGCUGGGCAUAGUGGCUCACACCUGUAAUCCCAGCUCUAAAAAAUAGCCAAGUGUUGUGGGUGCCUGUAGUCCCAGCUACUUGGGAGGCUGAGGCAAGAGGAUCACUUGAGCCCAAGAGUUUGAGGUUGCUGUGAGCUAUGACACCAUAGCACUCUACCAAGGGCAAGAAAGUGAGACUUCCUUGGCAAAAAAAAUACCAAUCAAACCAAUAAAUUAAAAAAAAAAAAAAACUGUUAGAGCUCUAUGGGGCUUUGGCUGUUGUACAUGGCUGAUGGGGUUCACAGUGGUACAGUCUUUGAAAGGCAGUCUGAAAUUAUCUAUCCAAAUUACAAAUAUCUUUACCAUGGUCAAUCAAUCUCACUUUUAGAAAUUUAUCCUACAGAUAAACCUGUGCAUGUACAAAAUGACAGAUAUGUGAGGUUAUUAUUAUCACAUUAUUUGAAAAAACAAACGAUAGGAAAAGAUUAUAAGUAAACAAAGUGACCAUCUACAAAGGACUGGUGAGAUAUAGUCCAUCCAUACUGCAGUGAAAAAAAGAAGGAAGGUUCUUUCUACGUAUCGUUAUGGAAAGAGCUCCAGGAUAAAAUAAGUAUCAAAAAAAUCAAGAUAUUGAUCAAUAUAUGUGGUAUGCUAUUAAUUGUGUAAGAAGAAAAGGAAAUAAGAUCUAUAUUUGCCUAUAUUUGUAUAAAUAAAGCUCGAUAAAGGCCAAAAAGCUAAGUGGUUUCCCUGGGUAAGGAGGAUAGUGGGGAGCAGUUGGACUGGAUGGGGCAGGGAGAGAGUUCUUAGUAGGACGUUUUUUUUUUUGUUUUUUUUUAAUUUUGGAGACAGUCUCACUUUUUCACUCUUAGUAGAGUGCCGUGGCCUCAUAGCUCACAGCAACCUCAAACUUCUUAGGCUCAAGCAAUCCUCUUGUCUCAGCCUCCUGAGUAGCUGGGACCACAGGCACUUGCUACAACGCUUGGCUAUUUUUUCUAUU